Molecule: messenger RNA, 1666 nt
Organism: Aureobasidium pullulans EXF-150
Lineage: Eukaryota; Fungi; Ascomycota; Dothideomycetes; Dothideales; Saccotheciaceae
Product: NAD(P)-binding protein
Exons: 4
Coding region: 294-1334 (346 amino acids)
Molecular function (GO): oxidoreductase activity, acting on NAD(P)H
Source: RefSeq, a predicted model, not a curated record
UGUGAUUAUCCAUAUAUCAUGAGAACAAGCGAACAUGAAUGAAGGAAGCGCUGCCGGAAAACCGGACACGAGCACAAUAGCCGAACCCCGCCUUCCUCUAUCUCCAAAUUUCGGGGUACAGCAACAGCGAACUCUUCAAACCCACCGGACCCCGCCUCCGCUGACAUCGCUACAAUGACGUACUCCCUGAUGUCUUUCGUCCACAUAUAACAGCUCUCUCUCUCGAGGAGACAUCGCAUCUCUUCGCAAUUAAUCAUAUUCCUACACUUGACCUCCCGAGAUCCCUCUCAAAAAUGACCACCAGCACAUCAUACAUCCAACACGAACGCGACGGCAAACAAGUCCUCCUAAAAGGACAAGCCCAAUUGCCCUCCCGCAAACCACACCAAAGCCUCGUAAAAGUGCAAUAUGUAGCUCAAAACCCCACUGAUGUACAAACACUCGACUCCAAUGCAUUCGGUGAAGGAACAGUAUUGGGUUGCGAUUUCGUCGGCACUGUCGAAGAAGAAGGUACAGAGGCGAAGAAUCUCAACAAGGGAGAUGUGAUUGCUGGGUUGAUUUGGGGUGCUGAGAUCAAAGGACUUGGAGCUUAUGGAAGUCAUACUUUCGCAGACGAUCGCAUCAGCUUCAAGGUUCCCAAAUCCGUGAAGCUGGAGGAUGCUGCAACUCUUCCACUGGCUUCGUGUACUGCAUGGUUGGCUUUGUUCUCGAAGACGUGUUUGAAUAUCCCCAGGAAGGAAGGAAAGGAAAAGACCAGUGUGUUGAUCUGGGGUGGAAGUUCAAGUGUAGGCUCCUACGCCAUCCAACUCGCCCGCAUAUACAACUUCAACAUCCUCACAACCUGCAGCCCUAAAAACUUCUCCAUGGUAAAGAACCUCGGCGCAACUCACGUAUUCGAUUACAACGACCCUGCCGUCAUCGACAAUAUCAAAAACGCCGCAUCAGAUCUAGAAUACACAUUCGACACCAUCGGCUCAACAGACUCUUCAGCACAAGCGUCUCAAGCGAUAAGAUCAGAAGGUGGCGUACUAUGCACAGUACGUCCCGGCAAAGCAAACACGGAAGAUGUCGCCAAACAUGUCAAGAUCACCGAUGUACUCGUGUGGACGGCAUUCCUGAAGGAUCAUCAGUACAAAGAAUUCAAAUGGCCGGCUUCCGUGGAGGAUCACGAACUCAGUGCGGAGUUGUUCGAAAAACUUCCCUCUUGGUUGGAGGAUGGUACCAUCAAGCCCAAUAAUGUCAAGCUGUUUGACAGCCUCGACUCGAUUCAUGAAGGUUUUGAUAUGCAUCGCAACGGCAAGAUUUCGUCCUUCAAAAUCGUGUACAAGGUUUAGAGCUGCCUGUCAGAAGAUCUUGCGAUGGACAUCUGUGUACAUGCCUGGCCAAUCAUAAUGAAACAAUGCAAAACAUAAUUUGACGGUAGUAAGAAGAAAAGGGCAUUAAAAUAAUUGUAGAAACAUAAAAGUCUAUAAUACAUGGGGAAAGCAAAAAAGAAUAACUCGGGAGCUUUUGUAAAACGGCCCCUUUCCCUUCAUUUAAUUUACCUACGACGACCCCAAGAUCCUCUCAUAAGCAUCUUCGACCUCCUUAGCAACUUCGAGUAAAGUCACAAUGACAACCUGAUGCGUCACAUUAGGUAACCUCUCCCUGUGGAGACCAAUCCAUU